UGCAGAAGAGGGGGCGGGGAGCUGCCGCGGACAGCACAACGCAGAGCCAACCUACCUUCAUGCUUAUUGUGUAAAUCUUUAAAAAGCAAUUAGCCGCAGCAUCAUCUUAACCUUCCCGCACCGGCUCAUUAAAAUACAUAUUUCUGAACGGAGGAUUUUUUUCGCCAUUAGAGGCGCAGGAAAAGCACGCAGCCUGAACCAUGACUGACAGGAAAGCGGUGAUCAAGAACGCAGACAUGUCCGAGGACAUGCAGCAGGACGCCGUGGACUGUGCCACCCAGGCCAUGGAGAAGUACAACAUAGAGAAGGACAUUGCUGCCUACAUCAAGAAGGAGUUUGACAAGAAGUAUAAUCCAACCUGGCACUGCAUCGUUGGGAGGAACUUUGGCAGCUACGUCACUCACGAGACAAAGCAUUUUAUUUACUUUUACUUGGGCCAAGUGGCCAUUUUGCUCUUCAAGUCUGGCUGAGUUGCAGAUGGGUAUCGAGGAGUUUUUCUCCCUGAGCCUAAAUUGGAAAUGCACUGGUGGCUGAUGUCUCCCAUACACUUAUGACAUACCAUAACGAUGCAAAAUCUGCCGUGCGCUACUGCAUGGACUAUACACUUAUAUAAUAUGUAUGUUACAGUAAGUUUACUUUUCGAUAGUUGCCAUUUGAAUGCAACUGAGGUAGUUUUUGUUGAUUUUAGGUUGUGAAAGAUUUCAACGUGGCCCUUGAUUGUAUAAUAAAGGAAAGCUCUAGAAUGUGGUGGUUAAUCUGCUUUCCUUCAUAUGUGGCAUUGCCACACCCUGUAAUGAGAAACUCAUGUUUUAGAUAGUAAAAUUAAACCUUGUGCACGAUGUUUUAUCUUGAAAAUUUAAACCUGACCAAGGUGAAAAACCUCAUUUGGUGCAGGAAAUUUUCUUGCUCCAAGUGGUUUAUAGGAAAUUCGAUACAAAACCCCAUAUUUGUUUUUUAAUAUAAUUUAGAUAUUUGAUAAAACUAUCAGAAGGUGAAUAUUUAGCAGCCGCGUUCAGAAAAGAUGUCACAUUGUCGAACACACUUUUCACUCUGGAAGAGGCACAAGCGAGUGCAAGCAUUUCCAGAUAAGGCUAGUUUGUCAAAUCUUAAACUUUCACUGUGAAGGAUAGAGCAUUUAGGACUCGCACAAACAGACCUUAGCCUGUAAUGUCCGUGUUAUAAGACUACAGACUGGUUAGCAGAAUUCACCUACCUAGAUCUUAUUUAUGAUCAUUUGUUACUGCAUGUUUGGAGGUUACUGCACACAUUUUAUUUUACUGCUUCAAAUCUCAAAGUAAAUCUGUUCUUGGAGGCAAAUAAUUUGCAUUUUCAUCUUUGAGUCUUGAGUAUGUGGAUUUUGGGCAUCGCUGACAUGCGUCUUGUCCUAGUAAUUGCUAUAUAGCAGCAUUAGAUGAACUAAUGAGGUUACAUUUACCAAGGCUACUACCACCCUGUGUUUCAGAUGGUUGUGUUGUCUCAAGUGGCUUGUGAUAUCUUUUAAAGUUGCAGCAUUCUAAGUUCUAGUUUUAGCGGCCAGUGUCUUGCCAGACAAAGCGUUUUAAGUGUUGAUUCCUAAAAAAUAACAAAAUACCGGACAGGUUAAUCCGUUACCCUUUCUGUUACAACUUUUAGGUUUUUAGUUUUAUAAUAUCAGUAUAAUUAGUUUGAAAAAAGUCAAUGCACAACUUUUGAAUUGAGGAUUUUGGAUUGGACAGAUUGAAGGGUUUCAGUCCGUGGGGGCGGAUAACACAACACAUUUCUUGCUGUGCAUAAAGACUGAAUGUUUACUGAGUUAUUGUCUCCCAUUUGUCAGUUGUGGGUGAAAUGUUUAUCAAGUCUUAGCUUGGAUUGAUUUUCUUGUCAUGGGACGUCUUCCUAACUGUUGUCAAUGUAAACUUUAGCAAUGUUUUCCUCUGGCAUGUAUUCUUUGCGAUGUAUGUGUAGGAGCCGUUCCAAUGCUGUUAAAUUUGCACAAAACUUGUGCCUGUCAUUGCUCUCAACUUUAACUGGCUUGAGUACAAUUGCACUUCAUUAGAUUUAUCCAGUAGGUUGCUACAGAACCAAAACUGUAUAAACCGGAUAAAAUAAAAAAAAUCAUUGUUGACUUACUA
This is a messenger RNA of Girardinichthys multiradiatus, 2111 nucleotides long. RefSeq names its product dynein, light chain, LC8-type 2a (gene dynll2a). The transcript has 3 exons. Bases 201 to 470 code for a protein of 89 amino acids. Lineage: Eukaryota; Metazoa; Chordata; Actinopteri; Cyprinodontiformes; Goodeidae. Gene Ontology annotation, biological process: cilium assembly; microtubule-based process. Gene Ontology annotation, cellular component: cytoplasmic dynein complex. Gene Ontology annotation, molecular function: dynein light intermediate chain binding; dynein intermediate chain binding. The record is from RefSeq and is a predicted model, not a curated record.